AUGACAAUAACACACCCGGUUUAUAAAGAGAUUGCAGCUAAGAAAAGAUCUAUUCGUGACAAGAAGUUUAACCCUGAAUGGUUAAUUCCACAACACGAACUACCAGCAGAUGAAGUUACUGAUGUUUUAAACUGGAUUAAAAAGACGAAUCAUUUAACACCAAAGGAAAUCCUUAUAACCGAAUCAAAAGCAGUUGACAUAGUCAAUAAUAUCAAAUCACAAACCUGGACAUCAUUAGAAGUCGCAUUAGCAUUUUGUCACCGUGCUUCAAUUGCUCAUCAAUUGACAAACUGUUUGACAGAAAUUUUCUUUGAUGAAGCGAUUAAGAGAGCCAAAGAAUUGGAUCAUUACCAAUUGGUUUCACCAGGUGGAGGUAAACUUGUUGGACCAUUGCAUGGCUUACCUGUUUCCUUAAAAGACAAUUUCAAUGUUAAGGGCCAUGGUACAACUUUAGGUAUGGUGAAUUUUUGUUUUAAUCCACAACAAGUUGAGUAUGAUUCGACAUUGGUGGAAAUGCUACGCCAAUUGGGUGCAAUUUUAUAUGUAAAAACAAAUGUUCCCGUGGCCAUGAUGAUGCCUGAAACCACAAAUCAUGUUUGGGGCAGUACUGUCAACCCAAUGAAUCGAUUAUUAAGCUGUGGUGGUUCACUGGGUGGCGAAGCGGCAUUAAUUAAGUUGAAAGGCUCGCCAAUUGGUAUUGGACUGGAUAUUGGCGGAUCCAUUCGUAUCCCGGCAUCCUUCCAAAAUUUGUAUGCUAUUAAACCCUCUUUUGGCAGAUUUCCUACGUUUGGGACUCGUUCAGGUUUGCCAGGGUUGGAAUCCGUCAACAGUGUAAAUGGCCCAAUUUGUGAUAAUCUUGAUGAUUUAGAGUUUUACUGCAAGACAAUAAUCGAUGCUAAGCCGUGGUUGAGUGAUGCUAAAUGUGUCGAAAUUCCUUGGCGACAAAUUGAAUUUGGCAAUAUCCUGACUGAUAGAGUAACAAUUAAUGGCAACACUGCUUUACCACAAGAAUCUCCAAAAUUGAAUAUUGCCAUAUUAAUGGACGAUGGAUUUGUCAGACCAACUCCUCCAAUACGCCGUGGAAUGGAAAUGGUGACCGAAGCAUUAAAGAAAGAAGGCCACCAUAUAAUUGAAUGGGAUCCUCAGGAUCAUGUUCGGUUGUCAGAAAUCAUUGGGCAAUUUUUCGUUAGUGAUGGAGGCCAUCACGUUUUGGAAGAAACUACUGUGGUCAGUGAACCAUUUUUCCCUUAUAUGGAAAACUAUGGAACUAGUAAAGACAUUCCGGUGUCUCAACUAUGGAAAUUGCAACGUGAAAGAACAAUUUUGAUCGAUAAAUAUCUUAAACGAUGGAAUGCCACUGCUGAUUCUACUUCUAAUGGGAAUCCAAUUGAUGCUAUUAUUAUGCCUGCUACCCCAUUUGCUGGUAAUCCAUUAGGGAAAUUUCCUACAUAUGUUGGCUACACUUCUCCAUUUAAUGCUCUUGAUUAUACAGUUGGUGUGUUCCCAGUGACCAGGGUUGAUAAAACUGUAGAUGUUGUUGAUGAAGCUCCUGGGAAUUACAAUGAUAUUGAUGUCCAGGUCUGGAAAGACUAUGAUCCCGAAGAGAGUCAUGGUGGUGCUGUUGCCUUACAAUUGGUCGCAAGAAGAUUUGAAGAAGAAAAAGUAAUAGCUAUGAUGAAGAUCAUUUCAAAGUUAAUUAAUUAUACUGAUUAA
This is a messenger RNA of Candida dubliniensis CD36, 1713 nucleotides long. Its product is annotated as putative amidase. The record is from RefSeq and is a predicted model, not a curated record. NCBI's taxonomy places the organism in Eukaryota, Fungi, Ascomycota, Pichiomycetes, Serinales, Debaryomycetaceae. The transcript has a single exon. The coding region runs from base 1 to 1713 and encodes 570 amino acids.